AUGGCGACACCAACAGCCGCAAAGCAUGCUUCGCAGCAGGGCCGUACCCCCUCGCAACUCGCCGCCGCGACUCCUCCUGUAUCAACUCCCUUCUCAAAUCCUGCCCAUGUUGUCUUUUCGCCCAGGGGACCACGAUCGUCCCCUCAACAAUUCAAGAAGUCGCCUGCCGCAUCAAGCUUGAUGGCGCACGCAUCUAAUGCUCCUCUUAACUUCGACAGCCCUUCGACAGCCGCCGCAAUGGGCGCCCUUGGAAUACCCAAUGGGCUCGAUAUGGGACUCGAUAAUGUCGGCGUUGGUGGCCUGGGCUCUUUGGGUGCCCUGGCGAGUGAGGACGACAAAUUGAAGCGCCUGGAAACGAUCAUAGCCACAUUGGAUCAGAAGAAGGGACUUGUGAGCGAGGCAGGACUCGAGCGCCUAGCGCAGCGAAUAGGGCUGGACUGCCUUUCGGAGGAUCAUACAGCACCCGACGGCCGAAAGCAAAGAACUCUUGUGAUAGCGGGCUCAGCCAUUCAGUUGGAAAUCACCCUGCACAAUAAUAUUGUCGAGAAUAUAUCACUGGCCUUCCCAGAAUCUGCUCGCUCCGUUACCGACCAUGUUACCCGAGCAAGCGAGAUUCUCUUGAGGGACUUGCAACUUCUUCCCAACCAGAGCCCACUGACAAAAACUCUUGACAAGUUUGCGGCCAAUCUCGAGCGACUAGCCGUCCUUGACAAGCUUAGCAUCAUCCCUGGUCUCGACUGUCAUGAGGCAUUGGCUGGUAUUUAUGUGAGCUUAGAAAGGCUUCACCAAUGGGAUGUUGCUCGACUUCGUGAUGAGCCCGGAAUCGGUGGCAAGCCGGACAGUGAGCUGUCUACCAUGGCGAUGUGCACGCGACACGGCUACCCCGUUAUGCAUUCGAAAGACCGAGUGGGCCUUGCACUCCAGUACUGGAAGGCCCUUCGCCUUGUACAGCCAACCAACACCAAGUUGGCUUCAUUCGCUUCUUCUCAUGAACCGGUCUGGUCCCUUCUCAUCGGGUGUGCUUCAACAGGAGGCAUGGGCCACAUGCCUGUUCGCGUCUCUGAGGACUGGAUCUCCAAGGAUGUUGUGAAGGCAGAGCCCUCGAUGGACCCUAAGCGUCCCAAUCUGGACUGGCAGGAACCCGAUAACGUCGUGCUUCCGCACUCAGAAGAAAACAAGGAUGCUAGCAUGGAGAUGCUCCAGCCAGAUCUCUCAACAGCCAGGGUGCCACAGGUUAUGUUCGUCGCCACCUUUGACCCUCCUGUCAUCCUGCCCCAGAACGACUGGCUCCGGUUGCACUCAUACGCCAAUGUUAACGCAAACCCAUUGUUUGGGUACUCACCAACUUUUGACAGUCUCUUCUUCCCUAUCCCCCCCGGAAGUGCUCAGGAUCCUAGCGAGCUCCGUGCAAUCUCUCGCAGCCGUGAUGUCCGCAUCUACAACAAAGAUCAGAAAGCUAUCAUCAAGCCUCAUCAGAACACACUGUAUAUCUAUAAGCAAAUAUAUUCACAAGUGGUGACUGAAAUUCCAUUCUCUCAUCCUCAGCAGCUCAUCGAAAUGCUCCCCUUGCUUCGACAGUAUGCGUUUGUCGCAACUUUGCUAGAGAACAGCUUUGGAUCACAGACGAACCAACUUGAGAAAUUACCCAAACAAGGAGACACCGCAUCGCCGGGGCCGAAAUCCAAUUUAACUACCAGAGAUGAGUUGGCGGAGUUUAUGAGCUCAGCUUCUGUGACUGACGAGCAUCCUGCGGCUGCGCCGGAGGUCAAGCUUGACGUUACGCUGUGGGUUCAUCCGAUUCCUCACCUUCAAGUUGUCUUCCCAUUCCGAGAUUCCACUGCCAAUAUUACCUUGAAGGUACUCGAGGACGGAAUCGUGGAAGUUGUCGAGGAGAAUGUCAUUCCCCGUGGCGAGGAUAGUAGAAUGAAGGGCAAAGAACUCACGCGGGCAGAUUUGGGAAAGCUGCUAGAAUAUAUGGAGGAUCUUUGCAAAUGGGCAGAAUGGAUUCGGACAAGACUUGCAUGA
Fusarium tjaetaba is the source of this 2025-nucleotide messenger RNA. Its product is annotated as mediator subunit med1. Gene Ontology annotation, cellular component: mediator complex. The transcript is spliced from 2 exons. Bases 1 to 2025 code for a protein of 674 amino acids. The record is from RefSeq and is a predicted model, not a curated record. Gene Ontology annotation, biological process: regulation of transcription by RNA polymerase II. Lineage: Eukaryota; Fungi; Ascomycota; Sordariomycetes; Hypocreales; Nectriaceae. Gene Ontology annotation, molecular function: transcription coregulator activity.